AUCCAGAGCUCAUUCCAGCAGGUAGGAAUACCUUCCCGGGCUGCCCUUAGGCUUCUUUUGAUGGCAACUAACGGCAUAUAUAGGUUCUGCAAGGCUAUAAAAACUUGAUACCCAACUUUGAUUCGUUCCUCACCCAGCUUCCGGCUCAUGUUGCUCAGAAACUUCGUUCUGUAUACCAAAUUUAGACUAUGUCGGCAUUGCUAGUGUUCAACGAGGGCAAAACACUUGGCGAAAGGCGCAUUAAAAUUGCAUUGCAUUUUUAUCUCUUCACCCUUUUCCCUCAUACUUCUUUCUCUCUCUCUCUCUUUUUAAUCUACCUAUUGAUGUCCCUUUCACCUUUCUCGCCGAUGUUUCGAAACUAUUGGAUGGAGUGAGCAACGGCCUUUCUUUUUCUUUUACUUCUUGAUCACCUCUUUGUUUUCCACCCAUGGCGUGCUGUUUUCUUUCGUGGUGACAAUUUUAUGUCUGGGCCUACACAGAGUGAGAUCUAAUGGGCCUGUACAAACGACGAUGAGCCUGGGAUAGCGUUAUCCAAGGACUAUAUACCGGAAGGUGGAGGAAUGGACAAUGAUGACAUGCAUAAUGGACUGACUAGGCGGAUGAGUUCUGUGUACCAUUUGGUUGAUAGAAUAUAACUAUAGUAAAUGAACGUAGC
Aspergillus alliaceus is the source of this 655-nucleotide messenger RNA. RefSeq lists its product as uncharacterized. The transcript has a single exon. The record is from RefSeq and is a predicted model, not a curated record. The coding region runs from base 189 to 374 and encodes 61 amino acids. NCBI's taxonomy places the organism in Eukaryota, Fungi, Ascomycota, Eurotiomycetes, Eurotiales, Aspergillaceae.